Penicillium samsonianum is the source of this 1905-nucleotide messenger RNA. RefSeq lists its product as uncharacterized. The transcript is spliced from 3 exons. Lineage: Eukaryota; Fungi; Ascomycota; Eurotiomycetes; Eurotiales; Aspergillaceae. The record is from RefSeq and is a predicted model, not a curated record. Gene Ontology annotation, cellular component: membrane. The coding region runs from base 1 to 1905 and encodes 634 amino acids. Gene Ontology annotation, molecular function: glycerophospholipase activity. Gene Ontology annotation, biological process: fatty acid metabolic process.
AUGGCCCCUCCCAUCUUACCAUGGGCCGUCCUUCCAAACUGCCAUGUGGACAGCUUGAACACUCUAGUUCAGUUGUAUGAGCCCUACACUGAGAGCGUGCUGUUGAAGUCCCAGCCAGCCCGCUUAACCAUCCUUGGCUACGAACAGCCACAGGCCUACGGUCCUGGCCUUUACACAUCACUGCAUGAUGUCCGAGGCGAAAAUACCCUAUGCAACUUUUUGCAACUAUCUCUGGCCAAUAGUCCCGAGCCAACAUCACUUUAUGCCAAGCGGUCUUUUUCUGUGAACCCAGAGCUCACUACCAAAUUCUUUCAUCAGCUAUGUCUGGAGUUCAGCGACGUUAUAUGUAUUAGAGCACGAACCGUGGAUGAGGCUGCUCACAGCGUGCUAAGAUUUAGAGAAAGUAUCGAGUCCGAUAGAGCCCAAACCGAGCUGCAGUGGAUCAUCCUUCUUGAAACAAAUUCACCGCGAACUAAAGUAGAUGAAACGGACGUAAAAAAAUAUCUUGAUGCUUUGAUUGAGAAAGAAGGAAGUUCUUCUCAAUGGACUUCGCGAGUGUUCCAGCAUUUGAUCGUGCGAUCUUAUGACCCGAAAAGAACCAAUUUAUCGGAGCUUCUGGCGGCCAUCCAAGGAUGCACCACGGCGAUGAGGAAAAUGCGCAGUGAAAGAAGGCACCUAUGGACCCUUGGGGAGAUCAACUACCUACUGGAGCAAUACCUCACUGCAAAACUACCAUUCGUAGCCUGUCAUCAGAACCCGCCGAGGAUUGCCACCCUAUUGCCAGGGGCAACGUGGUAUCCAAUGGCGUUUAGAAGGCGGUUCUGGCCUGGUAAAGAUAUUCAGGAACAGAACGGCCUAGCAAAGUGGCUCCGGGCCACUGACCAGGAUAUCGACUUGAAUGUGUCUUUAGCCCCGAUCUUCGCAAGAAUGUUUCUGGAGGAUGGGGACCUUCUUCCGCAUGAGCUCUUCGCUAGCAUAUACGGACCGUUGUGUAGCGAAGCAUGGUGCUAUGCCUCUCGGGAUUGUGGCUGGAUAGCCCGCAAGGGUCUCACAAGCUUUCUGGAUGCAGUGGUUUCACGAAUGAGACCGCAGAAUCCGGAUCUUUGGCGUGACGCGCAAAUAGGGCUGCGAAAAGUCAGAGGGGAAUCAUUGUGCUGCAUGUGCCCAUGGGACAUGCAGCCUUGGCUUUUGUUCCCCUGUGGCCAUGGCAUAUGCGAGCGCGAUGCAUGGCAUUAUUCUGGGAUCCAGCCCGAUGAUGCUGAAUAUCCAACUCUAGCUCAUUUCAGCGCCUGCCCGGCAUGCGGCGCGCCAGUGGACUUGAAGGUCCGGCUCCGUCCAUUACAAGCCGGGUAUCGAGUCGCCAGCUUUGAUGGAGGGGGAGUCCUAGGAAUAGUUUCGCUCAUCGCUCUUCAAAGUAUUGCCGAGGGUCUUCCGAAGGCACUAUCAGCUCAUCACUACUUUGAUCUGAUAGUCGGCACAAGUACAGGCUCAAUCAUUAGCGCUGCGCUUGGUCUGAUGCAAUGGCCAUUGUCGUACUGCAUCGAGGUGUUUUGCUCCACCGCAAACGACAUCUUCGGCAAAAAAAGUGGAAUGAUAGCCCUAGUGAGGAGAUUGCUCCGCCUCCACAGGGUUGGGGCACAGUAUGACAUUAAUGUAUUCUGUAACAUACUUAAGGACGUUUUUGGUGAAGGUUUGAUGCGAGAGGGCAUCAUAGAAGCAAAGCAAGAUGUCGUGCGCGUAGCUAUCACAUCGACAACUUUUGACUCGAGACUUUGCUUGUUCCGCUCCUAUGGGGAUGUACUUCGCGAGGCUGAGAGCGGGGAUCACAUACCACAGCAGCUUUUCGAACUGCCUUUGUGGCAAGCGUGCGUUUUCCACUAUCUUGGUCAUUUUGGCCACACUUAG